Messenger RNA from Aphanomyces astaci, 1965 nucleotides. RefSeq lists its product as hypothetical. NCBI's taxonomy places the organism in Eukaryota, Oomycota, Saprolegniomycetes, Saprolegniales, Verrucalvaceae. The record is from RefSeq and is a predicted model, not a curated record. Gene Ontology annotation, molecular function: DNA binding. The transcript has 2 exons. Bases 1 to 1965 code for a protein of 654 amino acids. Gene Ontology annotation, biological process: DNA recombination; DNA integration.
AUGGCGACGGUACCGCAGCGCGAAACUUCGACGCUGGAGGAUAUUCACGGAGCUCUGGUGGCCGAAAGAUCCAAAAAGGCCUACGCGUCAGGCAUCCGUCAAGUCGUCAAGUGGAUUCAGCAGACCAAUCAAGCCGAUGCUCUGCUGAGUGCCGACGGCUCGAUCAAUCUGGCAGCGUUUUCGUACGACGACUUUGUCCGGUUUAUCGUCUGGACCAUGCAGAACACUGCUGUGAAGGCAAGCACGAUGUCCGGCUACAGGUCGGCAAUGCGAAACUACUACAAGAUGCAAAAAGUUCCGUUGCCCUCACAGUUUGACGGUGAUUUAAAAGACGUGUUCCAAGCUACAAGUGAGCAGACCACUUCUGUGAAGGACAGCGGUAAACGACCACUCGGGUAUGGAGCGUACGAUGCUCUGUGCCGCACAACGAUAUUGGCAAUGGAUGCUGGUUUCCUGCACCUCUUCCUUGUGUUGUCCUGGAACCUCAUGGCGCGCUCGAAGUCAACCGAAACAAUACAGCUAGGGCACUUGUCGUACGAAGAGGACGCAGUUGGAAUCACGUUCUUCAAGUCCAAGACAGACCAAGAUGGGAGCAAGCGUCGUGACCCGCGGCACAUCUACGCCAACCCACUUCAGCCACACACGUGCGCCUUUCUUGCGCUUGGAUUGUACCUUGCCUGCAACCCGAUGCUUGCCGCUGGUGCACUCUUUCCCGGCUCGUCUCAGCGAACGAGAUUUGGCAAAGGCCUGAAACUGGCACUAAUCGAAGACAAUCCUGUCGGCAGCAGUGAAAUUGGCACCCACUCGAUUCGUAAGGGUGCGGCCACGUUUGUUUCAUCUGGCAGUACGGGUGGCCCUUCGCUUGUCAGCAUUUGUCUUCGUUGCGGCUGGUCGCUGGGCAGCGUGUUUGAGCGGUACAUGCACUAUGAGCGUGCUGGCGACCAGUUUGUUGGCCGGGUUGUUGCAGGCCUACCACUCAACCAAGCCAAUUUUGCUGUCCUGCCGCCGCAUUUUGUCGAUAACAACAGCGACGCUGUCGUCGCCGCACUGGAUGUCACGUUCCCCACACUGUCCAAAGUAGCCUCAAUGCGUGGCAUCCUGGCUCAUGGCAUGGCCUCGCUUGUGCGCCACUUCGAUUACGUGGUUGAUACCCUUCCGGCCAAACACAUCGUUUUUGGCACGCCCAUCUUCCGCCAACCCCUGAUGCUCGAAGCGCUCAAAGCAGAGCUCGCCACGACAAACCAGCGGCUGCAACCAUCUGGCAUCCCACCGUAUAUCGAAGUUUACAGACUUCUGGAGCACCAAGGCUCGUCUAUCGACGCCAUGCCCAGAAGCAUAGUCGAUCAAAUGCGGGGCAUGCUCGACGAGCGUGAUGUGACGCACGGCACUAUCACUAGCGUGCUAAUCAAACAAACAAUAGUGGAUGCGCUGCAAGUACUUGGGGUUGGACGACACUUAGACGAACCUCCAUUACGCCGGGAAGACGAGCAAGGUCAGCGAGUUACGUUUCUGUAUUCGUGGGGCGGACGGAUGCACAAGCUUCCAGAGGGAUUUGAAUUUCCCCUCGCCGACACAGCAACAGCUUGGUCACUUUGGUGGCUAGGUAACGAUCGUUUGAAAUAUGUCCCGUACAACGCCAUCGAUUCGCGCGACCUCGGCUCCAAGAAGCAGCGGCGAAUAUUAUCAGAAUGGAAGCUAGUCAUGACGGAGUUGGCCGAUCGAUACAUGGAGUGUUGUGGCUGUAGCCUACCUGCAAGUUGGAACGAACGCAAAGCUGCCGAAUCGUUCGACGUCGCCGUGCGCGGCUUACAUCUGCUUCUUUCAACAACACCAAUGGAACGCCAACGUCGCUUCGGCCAGCUCAAGGUUGUGACGGUUGCUCGGCUCAUUCGUCAACGUCGGGGUGCAAAAACAAGUCGACCCUAUCAAAAGAGAAAGCGCAGCGAAGCUCCUGGUACGACUUAG